Drosophila virilis is the source of this 1995-nucleotide messenger RNA. It is a transcript of the gene Flo2, whose product is annotated as flotillin-2. Lineage: Eukaryota; Metazoa; Arthropoda; Insecta; Diptera; Drosophilidae. Gene Ontology annotation, cellular component: plasma membrane; flotillin complex; cytoplasmic vesicle. Gene Ontology annotation, biological process: regulation of myoblast differentiation; protein localization to plasma membrane. The record is from RefSeq and is a predicted model, not a curated record.
GUCCAUCUCGCUCUAGCAAAUGCUGAAGAGCAAGAAUUCAAUUCAAGAGAGAGAGAGAGAGAGAGAGAGAGAGAGAGAGAACGCUGUGCUUAUCUUGCUCUAAACAAAGCUCAAGGGUGUAAGCUUUAAGCACCUUUCUAGUCAAGUGUGUGCGUGUGUGAAAAGCUUUGGACGUGACGUGCGCUGAUAAGCCCAAGACUAGGCCGAUAAGACUGCGCCAAUGACGUCAAGAGUAAUAGGAAAUGUUUUAAUUAAAAGUCCAGGGCAAGAAGAAGAAGAAGAAGAAGAAGAAGACGAAGAACAUUCAAGUGAACAGCGUGUGGCUAGAUUAAAACAGUUAUUAGGCGUGUUCGCCGCCGUCAGUACAAACUUGCCCGCUUUGGGGGACUCAACUGGGGGACUAACUGGGCCUAAACGAUCAGAGCCAUGUCUAUGGUAUGGAUGGGCACCUUCAAGGUGGUCAUGAUUGUGGGGAUUACCUGGCUGGUGGUUAGACGAUCGCUGUCUCGCUUUAUAGGAACGCUUACAGUCGAGGAGGUCUACAAAGAUCGCGACCAGUUCGCAGCUCUGGUGCGCGAGGUGGCCGCACCUGAUGUCGGCCGCAUGGGCAUCGAGAUCUUGUCCUUUACCAUCAAGGACGUCUACGACGAUGUGCAGUAUCUGGCCUCGCUGGGCAAGGCCCAGACCGCUGUGGUUAAGCGGGAUGCCGAUGCGGGCGUUGCGGAGGCAAAUCGUGAUGCCGGCAUUCGGGAGGCCGAGUGCGAGAAGAGCGCCAUGGAUGUGAAGUACUCGACGGACACCAAGAUCGAGGACAAUACGCGCAUGUACAAGCUGCAGAAGGCCAACUUCGAUCAGGAGAUCAACACGGCCAAGGCCGAGUCCCAGCUGGCCUACGAACUACAGGCGGCCAAGAUACGCCAGCGCAUCCGGAACGAGGAGAUCCAAAUCGAGGUCGUCGAGCGGCGCAAACAGAUCGAGAUCGAGUCGCAGGAAGUGCAGCGCAAGGAUCGCGAACUUAUCGGCACCGUCAAGCUGCCAGCCGAGGCCGAAUCGUAUCGUGUCCAGACCAUUGCCCAGGGCAAGCAAUGCCAGACCAUUGAGGGUGCACGGGCCGAGGCGGAGCGCAUACGGAAGAUCGGUUCCGCGGAGGCUCAUGCCAUUGAGCUGGUGGGCAAGGCGGAGGCGGAACGCAUGCGGAUGAAGGCGAAUGUCUACAAGCAGUACGGCGAUGCGGCCAUCAUGAAUAUAGUGCUGGAAUCGUUGCCCAAGAUUGCCGCCGAGGUGGCCGCCCCAUUGGCCAAGACGGAUGAGAUUGUGCUGAUUGGUGGCAACGAUAAUGUGACCAACGAUGUGACACGCCUCGUGGCACAGCUGCCUCCCUCGAUCAAUGCACUGACCGGGGUGGAUCUGUCCAAGGUGCUGGCCAAGAUACCCGGCGCCAAAGCGUGAAACCUAAUCGAAUGGGAUGUGCAGCAAAUGGCAUUGACGACGUAACCCCCAAAGGAAUUGCAACUGGAAAUGAGAGAGGGAGCUGAGGGAGAACGAGAGAGGAGUUAACAGAAAGCGAGAAUAAGAACGAAAGAGAGAGCGAACGAGCGAAUCUGAGAGAAAGAGAAAGAGAGAGCGAAAGAGAGAGAACGCAUUUGUUAGAGCGAGCUGGCGAGCGCAUCAGAAAUCAAAGGAAUCGAACGAUAAUCUUACAUAUAUAGAUAUAUAUAUACAUAUAUAUGUCUACAUAUAGCAAAAUGUACUCCGAUAUUAUAUAUAUAUAUAUAUGUGUGUGUCAGUGUGUGUAUGUGCCACACGACGACAAAAGGCCUGGCCCGGGCAUAGUUGGAUAAAUCAGUUAACGAAUCAGAUAUCCAGCUAAAGCUAAAGCUUAUAUCUAAAAUUAAUGCAUUUCGCACGCAUUCGCAAACGCAUUUUGUGGCCUUUUCUCGAUAAAUAAGCAGAAAUUACCAAAAAAAAAAAAAAAAAAAAAAAUCCAAAAAAAAA